GAAUUCGAGAUUAUCCGGACCCUUCAACCCUCCAACAAGCGCAAGGAUGGAGUCGGCGGCGCCGCAGGCGAUCUCGCCGUCAAAGGAGAGCAGCAUGCGGCGAUGUCCUGGCAACGAUAGAUGUGCUGAUUGCAACCGAGUGUUUCCGCAAUGGGCGUCUGUCACGUUCGGGAUCCUCCUUUGCCUGGACUGUGCUGGUAAACACCGCGCGCUGGGAGUUCAAACGAGUUACGUCAAGUCGCUUUCGAUGGAUGCGUGGGUGUCCAGGGAUCUCCUGCCCCUGGAACUUGGCGGCAACGGCAAGUGGAAUGCAGUGUGCCAGGCGGCCGGUCUUUCUCGCGUGUCGACUGCCGACAAAUAUAGGUCUGCUGCUGCCGACGUCUACCGGUCCAAGAUGCAGAUCGCCGUGCAGUCAGAGACGCCCUUCACCCUUGUCGACAUCCUCACCGUGCUGAACCUUCCGUUGGAUCCCCCGCCUCCUCCACCGAUCAGUCCCGUGCGACGCCACUCGUCCGCGAUCCAGCUCACUCCACCGCCCCCUCCACCAAAGUCCUGUUCGUCUCCCAACAUGGUUCAGCUGCGAAAACAAGCGUCCCUCGAAGUCAAAUGCACACUCUGCCACGACUUUGUCUCGCUCUCCGCGCUUGACUUGCACUCGACGCGCUGCGCGUCGUCCACCGACCUCCAUGACACGUACGAAGAGCUCGAGUUCGACACGAUCCUCGGGCGGCACCCCACCGACUCGUCGACGCCAGCUCCACUCGGCCUGAGCCUCACAAAGUCCACUCUCGACGGAAACACCCUUGUGUCAAAGGUCACACUGGGCGGGGACGCGGACGUCGCUGGCGUCAUUGUAGGCAGCCAAGUCCUUGGAAUCAACGGCCUCAAGACGUCCACGUUUGACACGCUCAUGCAGUACCUCAGCCAGCACGCGACAACACGCCCGCUGGCGUUUUCAUUUCGAAUACGGCGUCCCGUCGCCGUGCUGGACGUCAUCUUCAACGACCCGACAGCUCCUUCCAACACCACCACUUGCUGUGCAAGUUGGCCAGCCACGACGGUCGGGGCCUGCGAGAACUCGCCCGCGACAACGUCCCUUGGCAUGGCAGUCGCCAUGUCGGUGCACAACCAAUGCCGCGUGAUCUCGGUUGAAGCGGAUGGCGCUGCUGCCAAGCACGGCAUCGUUGUCGGGUGCACCAUUGUCGCGGUGAAUGGGGUGACGGGCGAUGGGAUGACGACAACCAAGCCACAGAGCGUGUUCGACUUGUUGCAGAGCAUGGGCCGAGCGCGGCCAUUGCGGCUGCGGCUACAUCGAUACACGACAGACGACGACGCGCUCAUUCGACUCUGGAGUGGCUGACGGCGGUAGGCGGGGUGGUCUAACCAACAAUGAAUGCCAUGUAGUCACAUG
This is a messenger RNA of Aphanomyces invadans, 1411 nucleotides long. RefSeq lists its product as hypothetical. Gene Ontology annotation, biological process: COPI coating of Golgi vesicle. Lineage: Eukaryota; Oomycota; Saprolegniomycetes; Saprolegniales; Verrucalvaceae. Gene Ontology annotation, molecular function: protein binding; GTPase activator activity. The coding region runs from base 47 to 1360 and encodes 437 amino acids. The record is from RefSeq and is a predicted model, not a curated record. The transcript is spliced from 3 exons.